This is a messenger RNA of Erpetoichthys calabaricus (reedfish), 2673 nucleotides long. RefSeq names its product synaptotagmin XV (gene syt15). The record is from RefSeq and is a predicted model, not a curated record. Lineage: Eukaryota; Metazoa; Chordata; Cladistia; Polypteriformes; Polypteridae. Bases 230 to 1414 code for a protein of 394 amino acids. The transcript is spliced from 8 exons. Gene Ontology annotation, biological process: calcium-ion regulated exocytosis; regulation of calcium ion-dependent exocytosis; cellular response to calcium ion. Gene Ontology annotation, molecular function: syntaxin binding; calcium-dependent phospholipid binding; clathrin binding.
GCUGAGUUCUCACGCUCAGGUAUUUUAGACUGGUUGGUUUAGUCUCCCUUUGCUGGCUGGGAGGUCCUGUUAUACUAUGUAAAGAAAAGGAAGUUUAGCUCACUUUUCUCCGCUAACAAAAAGAGGAAUGUAACUGGACUCCUGUGGUAUAUUCAUUGAAAAAGAGUCUAGUGUACAGCUCUCCCUCAAGUGACCGUGGCCGGACAUCUCUGCAUUGCUGUUUUUCUUCAUGGCUGAUCCAGUGGCAGGAGUGACUGCUGGUGUUUUGGGCGGUAUCCUGUUACUGGUUCUCCUUGGUAUUGGCGUUUAUUUCUUGUGGAGGAGAAUGUGCCCUCGACGCCACUAUGAGGAAUUCAUACCACCCACAACUAAUCCUCCUACAAGCUGCCAGUUUGUCAAGCCUUGUUUCAUGACGCCAAUGACACCCUGUGUGAUGCCAGUAAGCCUUCAUCCACAAGCAAUUCAGGAUGAGUUAACACCCCACAAAGAAAUGAUGCGUGGAGCUUCUUUUGGUGAUAUGAGUGCAUUUCCACUUGGAUCUCUGAAUCCAGGACUCUACAAAUGUCAGCAGGAUGAGCAAGAUGGAGAUGUUCCAUUCCCAGUGGACAAAUCAAGUCGCUUAUGCUUCAUGCUGGAGUAUCGUCUUUCCUCAGAACAACUUCUGGUGUCUUUGGUGAAGGCUACCAACCUUCCGCCUGUCUGUGAGUCCUAUCCAGUCCUACUCAAGCUGUGUCUUCUCCCUGGUGAUAGGCGCCAUCAACAGUCCAAAUCCAAAAGAAGGUCGUGCAACCCAGUAUUCAACGAAAACUACAUCUUCCAGGUGUCCAGCAAGAUUUUACCCCAGAGGACCUUGCAGAUCUCACUCUUCAUCAUUGACAAGCAGAAGAGGCACCAACCAAUUGGCUACAUUAACUAUGAUAUGAAAGACAUGGCAGAAGGCACAUUGCUCUGGAAAGAUUUGGAGGGCGGGAUCAUGGAGACAUCCUCAGACAUCCAAGAACUCCAGGCAUCUCUUAACUACAAUGAAAACCUACAGCGCCUUACGGUGGUUGUACUUAGAGCGAGAAAUCUUCACUUGUCUGGAACAAAAGAAGAGAUUAUCCUGAAAGUGUGUCUACAAGGCCACGAUGAGAUGGUGAAAACAAAGAAAACAUCUGUAAAAAAGGGCGAGCCAUUCCUCAUCUUCAAUGAGAAGUUUUCUUUCCAACUGCCCCCAUCAAGGCUGGAUCGCACCUGCCUCUGCUUGUCAGUCUACGAAGGGAUAUGUUUUGUGGGCUGUGUACUGCUGGGACCUUACAUGUAUGCACGUGGAAAAGAACUUGAUCACUGGACGGAUAUGAUCAGCAAGCCCAAGGAGCUGGUAAAGGAAUGGCAUAUUCUCAGAAAGACAGCUGAGAGCCAAGGCAGUUUCUAGACAAAAUACCAUUGCUCUUUUGAGUAACUUGUACAGAGACCUACUGUAUUAAGCCAAGGCCACCAAUACAAUACCUCAUUAGUAAUGAUGUAACAAUUUGAUCUGGACACCAGGAUGUUGAUGUUCCAUGAAAUCAGUGUCCACUAGCAUGUAACUGCAGUACGUACCUUGAGUCUCAUGUUACCAGGCUGACGCUGCUUUCCUAAAGGGGGUAGGAUUACUUCCAUGGAAUGGGUAGCCACCCAUAUCCAUAUGUGUCCUGAGAGUUUGCAAUGCCAGCACUAAGGUCUACUAGUUUUGAAGACAUUGAAUAGACCUGCUUAAUAUUCAGAUUCAGGCAUUAUUCAGGGGCAUGGAAUUAUUCAGAUCCAAUAGUACCCAGUACUCUUGAGACAUAGGCCAGCCAUGGUUAUAAAGCAAAUGAUCAGCAGCAUCCAGCUGUAUCCAGUAUAUUUCAACAAGUGGUCACUUGAUUUUAAAUCAGUGACUGUCAAUGUCCAUCUGCAGUUACUGCAGUGAAUGCCAGUGAUCUAAAAUACUCUCAUAUUGUUACAAGAUGCUGUAAUCUUCUGCUUUAAUAAUUGUGAGCUUCCAUGGCCUUACUUCUUUCGACUAACUGAAGAAAAAUGGCCUUAAAGGUCCCACUGAUGACAUUUAUCUAUUAUAUAUGCCUGCUCAGAUAGUAGAGAUAUAGGGAGCCAAGGCCUGUUCAAACUAUUUGGCACAAGGUAAGAACUGACCCUGGUUGGCCUGCCAGUCUAUGAGAGCACAAAUUCCCUCACAUGAGUACAAUUUUUGAAAUCAACAAACCUACAAAUGUGCAAAAUCCAGAUAAUGACAGGAAUGAGAUCAGAGUCAACAACUCAGGGGCUAUGAAGCAUCUGCACUAUAAUUUGACACAAUGAAAUUUAAUUGCAACUAAUACACUAAGACGAGUAAUCUUUGAUGCCUAUUACAGAGACUGGUAACAGGCUGCUUCUGUUGUAAACCAAUAUAUAAUCAGCAACUCAUCCUUAUUAUCAACAGCCACCUCAAAGCUUUAACUUCUAAUGCUUCCUGCAAACAGAGUACUAAGAGGACUCGUACAAUUAAAGCUGAGGAUGUUUCCUUUUUUUAGAUUUGACUUCAAAACCUCAAGAAAUUUCAGAAAUUUUGUGCUUAGCAGUACAGUGGCAGGAGAUGUUUGGAACCCAAACCCCACAACCAUGUUGAACUUUCUUCUCUCCCACAUUUCAUUCAAAUAAAUUAUUAGCAUUUAA